AUGCUACUAUCUAUAAUAAAAAGUAUUGAUAUAUUUUCUUAAACAUUUUAAUUCAAUUCUAAGAAGUAGAAGCUUAGAAAAAGAACACUUAUUGGCUCUCUUUUGACUAUAUCAAUAAUCUCUAUAACAGUUUUGUAUUUAAUAUAACUAUUAUAGCAGUUCGCUAAUAAUUAGAUAGACCCAACAUUUAAGAACUAAACGUUUAUUUCUAAAAAUGAAAUAAAUGUAGAAUUAAAGAACGAUUACUUUGCAUAUUAAUUGAGCUAAAAUGGAUUAAACCCUAUUGAUUAAGUUCAAAAGGAGUAAAAUAAGACAUAUGUUGUAGCUAUAGCUUAAUUUGUUUACUAAGAUAAUAGUGGUUAAAAAAGUUGGAGAUUGAAAACUUUUUAAUGUUAGGAUCCUAAAUUAGCUGGUUAUAAUUGUUUAGAUUUCUCAAAUGUACCUUCAAAUUACACAAUCGCAUUAGAUAAUAGCUAAAAUAUUUAUUCAUAUGUCAUGGUUUCUUUGUAUAAAUGCUAAGAUACAGAUAUUAGAAAAACAUUUGUACCUGAUAACUGUGCCAGCCUAGAAAAAAUAAAUGCAUACUUAAAUAGUCCAGCAACUUAUCUAAAGGUAUAAAUCUAAGUAUCCUAGUUUAAUACAACAAAUAAGUAAAUUGAAACAUGCUAUAGAAGUUAAAUUCUAUUGGUUUCAACAUCAAAUAUAGCAAUAUCAGAAAUCAAAUUAUAGUAAUAAUCUACUACUGUUAAAUAAGGAUCAAUUUUAUAGACCUAAGAAACUUUCAACUCACCAAUAUCAUAUACAGUAAAUACAUAAAUGUUUGACCCUAAGACAAUUCAGAAUGUUAUAGGUUUAAGCUAUUUUACUCAAUUUCAUAUAAAUCUAGAUGAGUUUAAAUAAUAUACUUCUAUUUAAUAUCCUACACUUCCUUAAAUUUUAGCUUAAUGUAAUAGCGCGUUUACUCUAUUAAUGUGCUUAGGAAUAAUCGGAAGUAUGUUCUAAGAUAACUAUUCACUAAUAUUAGGAAAAGAAAAUAAUUUGGGUGAUGAAGAAGAAUCUUAAAAUAAAUCUUAAAUUUAAGAAAGCUAACAUUUUAAUGAAGAAGAUUUUUAAGAAAAUGUGUCAGGUUCUGUUUAUAUUCCUUCUUUUAAAUCAAAGUAAUUUGAUAAUUUAAGUUAAUUUAGUAGAGUUAAAGGAUAAGGAAGAGAUGCAUUUUAAGAAAGUACAAAUACAAAAAUUUAAUAAAUUGCAUUGGUUAAUUCUCAAACAAAUUAAGAAGAAAGGAUGAAAGAAAUUUCUCCUUUUUCUUAAUCAAAUAAUAAUAAAAAAUAGUUUAAUUCAUGCAAGUUGAAUUUAAAUAGUACUUUUGCAAGUUAUCUAACUAAGCAAAACUCACUUAGAAUUAAUGAAGAAGAAUUUUUUUAACAAUUUAAUGAAGAAUUAAAUAAGACAUAAUUGUAAAAAAAUAGUUCUCUUUUUUUACAAGAAACAAAAGCUUUUCGCAUUGGCUAAGAUUAAAAAGACGUAUAAAGGAAAGUUAAAAAUAAAUAGCAAAAUAAAAUAGAUUUAAUAAUGUAAGAACUUGGAAUUGAAUCUGCAUCUAAAAUCAUCAAAGAUAAACUAUACAAAUUUAAGCUAUGCAAAAAGGAUGCUUAUUUAAAGUCUUUAGGAUUAGAAAAAUAAGAUCUUUAAUUUAUAGAUUAAUAAGUUGAUAAUAUAACAGAUUAUUCUAAAAUUGUUGAAGAAUUAAUGUUUUUGAAGAAGGCUGUAAUGGUAAUUUUAAGUAAGGAUUAAUUAGCUUCCUUGUAAUUAGUUGGGUGCUCAAGAAAUUUCAUAAAUCACCUUUAAAAUAAAACCAAUCAAGAUAUUAAAAUGAGCUACUUUGAAGAAUAGCUUGCGAUUUCUUUAUAAAUUGAACAAUAAUCUUAGUUGAUAAAAUAAUUUAUAAAAAAAUGUUAAACUCAAAAUAAUAUGAGUACUAUAGAUAAAAGAAUAUAUUCAUCUUUAACAUGA
Tetrahymena thermophila SB210 is the source of this 2013-nucleotide messenger RNA. Its product is annotated as AMP-binding enzyme family protein. The transcript is spliced from 4 exons. Lineage: Eukaryota; Ciliophora; Oligohymenophorea; Hymenostomatida; Tetrahymenidae. The record is from RefSeq and is a predicted model, not a curated record.